UGUACAUGAAGAUUUAGCUGUCACUUGCGAAAACUGCAGACAUAGAAGUCUCCCCAUGGCACCUCAUCACAUCCGCAAAUACCAGGAGACUGACCACAAAAGAGUCCAGGACUUGUACUCUCAAGGAAUGGUCGAGCACAUCCCCGCCACUUUCCGCCACAUACUGAAGUUGCCACAAACAAUCCUGGUCUUACUUGGGGUGCCUAUCGCCCUACUCCUGGUCUCUGGCUCUUGGCUCCUGGCUCUUGUAUCUAAUGUCACCCUCCUUGUUUUCCUCUGGCUGCUGGCCAGAUAUCCUUGGAAGAAGUACGUGGUCAUAUGUUUGCAGACAGACCUUGCUGACAUCACCAAAUCCUACCUGAGUGCCCAUGGCUCCUGCUUCUGGGUGGCUGAGUCUUGGGGCCAGGUAGCAGGCAUAGUGGGUGCUCUGCCAGUGGAGAAUGCCCCCCCAGGGAGGAAGCAACUGCAGCUGUUUCACCUCUCUGUGGCCUUGGAGCACCGAGGUAAGGGGAUCGCAAAAGCCCUUGUCAGGACCCUCCUCCAGUUUGUCUUUCAGGGAUACAGUGAAGUUGAUCUUGAGGCUGCCAUGGUUCAAUAUUGUGCUGUGGGCCCUUACCAGAAUAUGCACUUCCAGAAAACAGGCCAGUCUUUCUUUGGCAAGGUUUAGAAGAUAGGAGCUAUAUUUAAAUUUCAUUUACUGUGAAGCAUAUAGAAAUUAACAACUCCCAAGGAGAAAGGGAGUAUA
Ictidomys tridecemlineatus (thirteen-lined ground squirrel) is the source of this 745-nucleotide messenger RNA. The record is from RefSeq and is a predicted model, not a curated record. Lineage: Eukaryota; Metazoa; Chordata; Mammalia; Rodentia; Sciuridae.